ACCAUCUCCGUCACAACCAUUAAUUGAGAAGUGUUUUGACAGGACAUCGGGCACUUUGUGUAUUAUGUGCCCGGUGCCCGACGAUUUUCCAGUGUAAUCAAAUGAACGGCCGUUGAUCUUUCUACAAAGGCUGUCGGGAUUACUAAAAGGCACAAGAGGUGAGAGCCAGGACGCUUCGUAGAGACCAUCCUCGCGGGCAUCAUGUCUACCCUAGCAGCAGCGCAUCGACCUUUGCGCGUUGCAUGUCCCGCACAUAGGUUUGAGAUAUUUUAAGCGUGCACUAAAUGCGUCCUUGUUCGGCAAUAGCUUUACUGUUGCCAGGAGAUCAGUGAUCAUUAAACGCUACUGCAACUGUUGGUCUGCUGCAAGAGCGAACUUCCUCUCAUUGGCAGCGAGAACAUGCCGCACGACUCGACCACCAAAUCAAGCAAAACCAAGGGAAUAAAGAACCUUGCUCGCGUUCUCAGUGACAAGGACUCCGACUUACCGUCUCCUUACGCCAAGAAUGACGACGGCGAAUCCGUGCUGCCAUCGGCAUUCAGGGGCCGCUUGUACGAGCUGUUCGGCCAGAUCGAGAAAGAGUUCGAGUCGCUGUACGCCGAGAAUCUCGCACUGAAGGAGAAGGUGGAGACGCUGAGCGAGCAGCUGGGCGCCUGUUCCCUGCUGCCGGCCAGCGGCGCCCACGAGCUGACCGUCGACGCGCACGUGGCCGGCGAGCACGCCUCCACCGCCGUCGCGGGGGCCAAGGCCACGGCCAAGGCCAAGAGGGAGUCCAUGACCGCAAGCCAGCUCUCACAGAAAAUAAAGAGCACAUACAAGUUGAAGGCUUCCACCAGUCGCAUUGUCUCGAGCUUCAAGACGUCCACCUUGAGCUGUCAGCUGGCUGUGAGCUACUUUGGCCAUCGUGAUGGAGUCUGGGAGGUCAGCACGUCACGCUCAGGCCUCUUGGUCAUCGCAACAGCAUCGGCAGACCAUACUGCCCGGCUUUGGGACAUUCAGACGGGCCAGUGCAUUGUGCAGUAUGCGGGACACGAGGGUUCAGUGAACUCUGUGCGCUUCCACCCAACGCAAGAUCUUCUUGUGACAGCCUCGGGGGACCAGAGCGCCCACAUCUGGAGGGCUGCCACAUCAGCAGCUGCGGCUUUGGAUUUGGUGAAAGGACAUUCAUCGGAAGACGAGGUUGACCUUUCAGAGAAAGAAGAUGAUAUUGACUCUGCAAGCAACGUUCUUGUGAUGAAAAGCCCGCUGACUGAGCUGACGGGCCAUAGCAGUGUUGUGAUAGCGUCCGACUGGCUGUCGGGUGGGGACCAGGUGAUCACUGCAUCCUGGGAUCGCACGGCCAACGUCUACGACGUUGAGAAGGGAGAGCUUGUCAUUCAGCUCGUUGGCCACGACCAAGAAUUGACCCACACCAGCGCGCAUCCGACGCAGCGUCUGGUGGUGACGUCCUCUAAGGACACAACAUUUCGCCUGUGGGACUUCCGGGAGCCGAUACACUCAGUCAGCGUGUUUCAGGGCCACACAGAGGCUGUGACCUCUGCCGCAUUUGCAUCAGGAGACAAAGUUGUGUCCGGAAGUGAUGACCGCACGGUUAAGAUCUGGGACUUGAAGAACAUGCGGUCACCACUGACGACAAUCAGGCUGGACUCGCCUGUUAACAGGCUUGCCAUCUCCAACCAGAAUGUCAUAGCCAUUCCACACGACAACAGACAGGUCAGGCUGUACGACAUGUCUGGCGUCCGUCUCGCAAGGCUACCUCGUAACAGCAGACAGGGCCACCGACGCAUGGUGUGUGCUGCUGCCUGGCUCGACACCGACCAGGCCAAUGUCAAGGCGAAUCUCUUCACGUGCGGCUUUGAUCGCAACACUCUGGGCUGGAACGUUGGCGUACCUUCUAAGGAGGAGUGCAAGGCCAGCCUUCUGAAGGCCAACUGAGAGAGCAUCGCGUGGAAUCCGUUGAAGGCUCUCCAUAUAUCUUUAUUUUCUUGCUUCGUUUUCCCGCACGUGGGCCAGCAUGGAACAACAGUAGCAUGCGCAACAAACUGUGACAAAAACGGGGCCACCGAUCACGAGCAGUGGUGAACAUAUCAGGUGCAGGAUGUCUGCGUCGCAGACGGCAGGAACAGCAUUUAAUCUGCGUGAUCGGCUCAGCGGCAAAGCGCUGCCCGCUACUCUCUUCCGUUGAAUUGAGCGUUGAAGUUUUUUUCUCUUCUAGUUCUUUGCUCAUGCAAAAAUACUUUGAACAUUAUACGAUAGGAAAGCACUAUGGAGAAACACAUCCCCUUUAAGUGCUGUUUUGUGAACAUCCUCUAGUUAUUUUGUUAGUUGGGGGCAACUUCAGUUUAGCCCGGACAAGAAACGGGAAUAGGCCAAUCAUAAAACAAAAGCUAAAAUGGCAAGCAAGUGUCAUGCGCAAAAGACUUGUACUGACGUACUGUUGUGCUCCUCCUUUAGUGAUGAGUCUGUGAUUUGGACUUCAAAGUGUCAUGAGCUUAGACGCAGUUGGCUGGAAGCCAGAUGCAGGAGAUGUUUAGGACAGUCAAUCUUUCAUUUCUUUUUCUUCUUCGAUAGUUGAACAGUGUAUGCGAGAGAAAAAAAAUGAGUUGUUGCAAUAAUAAUAUACUUAUCCAACUUGUUUGAGUAGCGAUAGCUGUUCCGGGUGUUGUGACAAUGGCGCACGCAUUUUUGUGCGCAGAUUACCAAAGGAGAGUUUUUUGAGUGAUUUGUGGACACCUUUGAUGUUGUAGGCAUCUCUUUCGUCUGUACAGUUCAUUUGACAGUUGUGUCUUGUUUGGUUUAUAAAAAAGUUACAUAACGUGCUGAGGUUGUGUGGAUAUUUACCGUUUGUAAGUGAGCAGCCGUUAGUUACUAGCUGGCUGUCUCUGUAGCAGAACACUGGUCUAAUAGUUACUAGCAUUACCAGCCAUGACGGUGUGCAAUCAUUCCCUCUCUUACCCGAUGCAUUUCACGCGAAUAGUUCCCCAACAGUGUAAAUGUUUCUUUUAAGGACAACCAAGACAAUGAUUUCUUGUGAACCACAAAGCAUGCAUUUCUACAUGCUACGUACAAUUCUUCGCAUUUUCAAAAUCUUAAUCUACCAUUAUACAGGCCGGAUGUUUCUUCUUGUACCAUUAGCAAGUUGUUCUACUGUUGAUUAGACAUGCAUUGUGAAUGUGUGUUCACUUGGAAAUGUACUGUCUGGAUGUAACACCACUGUCGCACUGGGACAUCUGAAUGUCAGUUAGGUUGAAUAAGUUUGUAGGAAUGAUCAAGAACACCUAAUGAUUUCGACGGUCAUGACAGCAGUUUUGUGGUUAUUCUUCCCUUUUCUUCAGAGCAAGCUGCUCAUUGUCAGAAAACGUCUUAUUAAUUUCCGUAAAGGUACAUUCAAGUACUCCCGGUGUGGCCUGGUUACCUGUUGGAUGUCAAGUUCAUUUAGCUAGAGUUCUUUCUCUUCAAGAUACAGUCCCAGAACAAAGCUGCACUCUAUUGUUUUCUUGUGCUACUCACGCCUCCGUUAUUUAUAUGUAGCCUCGUAAUAAGUGAUUGGUGUGCUAUUCAUUAUAUGCCUUGAAAAAUGUCACUUGACAAGUUGUUUCAUACGGUUUCAGUUAAUUAUAAAUUAUACUCAGCGACAACUUUUCUUGACAGCACUGUGGAAGCUACAGUACUGAAGUGCAUGCCUGCUACCGCUGCCAAAAAUAAGUACUUAUGUUUACUGAUAAUUUUCUCAUUUGUCUUGCUGAAAUAAAUGCUGCUUUAUUUAUUAUGAGACUCAAACAGUUGCGGCAAGUCGUAGUUAAAAUACAGUUAAUGUUCACCUUGCAAGAAUGCCUUCCUUUUCUUUCCAUUUCUUAGACAGCGCCACCUUUUCAACAGGCCCGUUUUCCAAAGUAAACAUGGCAUCCGUGACGUAGUGGGCGAGUGUGCAGCCGCAAACGCGCCGUUUAGUUCUCCAGGAAAAAUAUACUCGUAAUAUGAUGCUAAAAUGUACACUGAACAAUCGAAAUGUCUCUCCCAUUCACAUUUUUCGUGAAUAUGUUUUCUAAAUGCGUUAAUGAUGUGAGCGAGCAAAACCGAAAUCAGCUGCAAGCUACAGUACUACUUGCAGAGCAACAUGAAUGUGCGGAAGCCCCGCCUCCGUAGCCUUCGCUCCCCUGUCAAGAUAAGUUGUCGCCGAGUAUAGUGAAAUUCCAUCAUUCAGCUGUCCCGAAUGCCCCGUUUCUUUUAGUGUCCACUAGUACAUACAGUUUUGGUGUCGGCUUUCGUAUCAUGUGUUUAUGUAAAUAGCAUAUAACUGAUGAUCUGAUAGAAAAUGUGUGAACAUUUGUGCAUGUGAUGUAUUCAUUCUGUUCUAGUCUCCUUGUAUAGGCACAGAUGAAAACAAAAACUGCUGUGGUAGAAAAGAAAAUUGACACGGUGGUACAGACUUCUACCAAAAACCUUGUUUUAUUGCUUUUUUUUCCCUUGCUGUUUUUUUUUUCCAGAAAACAGUUGGCGCUUGGUUUUCUGACAGCCACUUCAAGCAUGUUAGCAACCCUGUACACUUAUUAAAGACAUUUUAUGACCUUUUCA
Molecule: messenger RNA, 4575 nt
Organism: Rhipicephalus sanguineus (brown dog tick)
Lineage: Eukaryota; Metazoa; Arthropoda; Arachnida; Ixodida; Ixodidae
Gene: Wdr37
Product: WD repeat-containing protein 37
Exons: 11
Coding region: 400-1935 (511 amino acids)
Cellular component (GO): preribosome, large subunit precursor
Molecular function (GO): protein binding
Source: RefSeq, a predicted model, not a curated record